Messenger RNA from Phlebotomus papatasi, 2289 nucleotides. RefSeq names its product carcinine transporter. The coding region runs from base 209 to 2233 and encodes 674 amino acids. Gene Ontology annotation, cellular component: membrane. Lineage: Eukaryota; Metazoa; Arthropoda; Insecta; Diptera; Psychodidae. Gene Ontology annotation, molecular function: transmembrane transporter activity. The record is from RefSeq and is a predicted model, not a curated record. Gene Ontology annotation, biological process: transmembrane transport. The transcript has 6 exons.
GAAAUUUCUAUGGAUUCCCCAUCUUUUCAGAACACGCGAAUAUCCGAAGUCUCUGGUGGUCUGUCUAAUUGCCCCACUCGUGUGCGAAUGCAAAUGUUGCAACGGGUGGGACGGAGGUGCGAGAAGUUAUAUACCUACUGGAAAAGUGCACUAAUCGUGAAAUGUUUGCCAGGGAAUUGUGGCAGUGGGAGUGCAAGUGUUUUGGAAUAUGGAAGGUUUUCCACGGAGUGGUGAUAUCUCAUCGCCAAUACCAUUCUGUGUGGAGGAGCUGGAUGAAGAGGAACAUCCAUCAGAUGGGUCACAGGAAGGAGUUCCCCUGAACACAAAUCACAAUUCUGCAAACGCAAAAGACGAUAAUACUCCAGAAGAUGAAUCUUUCGAUCUCGACGAACUUCUGCCGUCCAUCUCGGAAUUUGGAAAAUACCAGAAACUUUUGGUAUUUUUCAUCUGUCUCCCAGCAUGCAUUCCAUGUGGCUUUGGUGCUUUCAAUCAACUUUUUAUGGCAGACUCACCAUCGGAUUACUGGUGUACAGUGCCUCAGCUCAUGAACAACACGGAAUUAUCUGCAGUUGAGAGGAGGAAUUUGGCUAUUCCGGUUAAUGCAGAUGGAUCAUACAGCAAGUGUAAGCGCUAUGCAGUGAACUGGACAGAAGUGCUAGGGAAGCAACAUGAAGGCUUAGUGGAUUGGAGCUCAUUUAAUAAUUCAUGGCCAGUGGAAAUGUGUCACGAUGGAUGGGAAUUCAAUGAAACCAAUACACGAUCUUCCAUAGUUCUCGAUUUCAACUUGGUGUGCAAUUGGGACAUUUAUCCUACUCUUGGACUUUCAGCUCUCAAUUUCGGUGGUCCGAUAGGUGUGUACCUCUUUGGUGUCCUCAAUGAUCGUGCUGGAAGGAGAAUAGCAUAUUUUUGUUGUCUGGCAACUCUACUUCUUGGCAGUUUUCUCACAGCUAUUAGCACAGAUUUCUGGACAUGGGCUAUAAGUAGAGCAAUUGUGGGAUUAACAAUUCCAGCUGUCUAUCAAAUCCCUUUUAUUCUGGCACUUGAACUUGUUGGUCCAGCAUAUAGAUCCUUCGUGACUGUGAUGACGUGUACAUUCUACACUUUUAGCUUGAUGAUGCUGGCAGGAAUUACGGCUGUUAUUGAUGACUGGCGUGCACUGUCUCUGUACACAUCCAUGCCAUUUAUUCUCUAUUUUCUGUACGUUUUUCUAAUGCCUGAAUCACCAAGGUGGCUCCUGGCUCAAGGAAGGCUCGAAGAAGCACUUAAAGUCCUAGAAACCAUGGCUAGAGUCAAUGGCAAGGACUUUCCACAUUGGUUUCGGGAUAAAUUGCAACAUAGGGUGGCAUUUAGGAAGCUCCAUGGAGACACGGAAAAGCCUCAAAGGAGAGUUGGGGCAUUUGAUUUGUGCAAAACGCCGAAUAUGCGUCUCAAAACAAUUCUAAUUACACUAAAUUGGUUUGCCAAUGAAACAGUGUAUUUGGGAUUGAGCUACUAUGGACCAGAAUUGGGAGACAAUGCACACUGGAGCUUUUUCUUUGCGGCUUUAGUGGAGAUUCCCAGUUAUAUCCUGUGCUGGGUGAUUAUGGAUAGAUGGGGCCGUCGGUGGCCUCUCUGUCUUUUGAUGAUCCUAAGUGGUAUUAGUUGCAUUGUAACGGUUAUGCUGCCAGAAGAGGCAAAACUGGAUACAUUGAUUCUCUUCUUGCUCUCUAAAUCAAUGAUCUCAGCAUCUUUUCUCAUAAUCUAUCCUUUUGCCGGGGAACUGUAUCCAACUCAAGUUCGUGGUGUGGGAAUUGGUACAUCAAGCUACAUCGGGGGAUUGGGUUUAAUUGGGAUUCCUUUCAUAAACUACCUUGGCAAGGACAAUCUUCGCCUUCCGCUGGUUAUAAUGGGUGCUGUGUCAGUUGUGGGAGGAAUUACAGGACUACGUCUGCCAGAAACUCUUCAUCACUGUCUGCCUCAAACGCUCGAGGAGGGUGAAAAGUUCGGAAAGGACUGGAAGUGGAGUGAAUGCCUCAGAUGUAUUCCCAUCCGUCCGACAAACACCACAAUGGGUUCAUAUGAAAAUUUGGCCAAAAAAGCUAAGCGGGAAGAUGAUGUUGAACUCAAUGUGUCCAAAGGAUCUGGCAAACGGCGCAAUCAAAGGAGUUCAAUGAGACGCCUUGUAAGACAGUCCAGCACAAUGGACACCCAGAAAACUCACGAUGGUGCUAUGCAACUUACUUAUUGGUUCUAAACUGAAGAUUUUUGUCUGUAAGUAGCAUGAAUAAAUGAAUACUUUCGUUUUUUAUA